AGUCUAAGUACGAAAUAAAGCACAUACUGUACUGGGAUUUCUUGAUGUAAAGGUUAUACCUAUUGUGCUGAUUUAGGGUUGGCAGCGUCGGCGAUGGGAAACCCCACCAUGUAAUAUGUGAUGCACGUAUUCGACGUUAUUUCAAAUAUAAACUAUGGACUUUAAUGCACGGUCGUCUGCUAAAGGUUUGUGCUAAAUUGGAGUCUACAAAGCGGGUGUUAUAUUACUGAAUCACACAGUUUACAUGUGGUUGUAGUACAUUGUAUUCGUUUUGUAUUGUAUUUAAUUGUAACAAAAUCAGUUGAAAAAAAUAUAUAUUGUUUUCCUUUAAACGGAGUGCUUAACUUCAGAAAGUAGGUGUGCUUGUGCGUAGACUGCAAUGGUAUCUCUGGAAUACUGCAUACGUUGGAAUUUCAUUACUGCUGCUGGAUUAGAUGAAAAGUAACCUUGCAGUCAUAGGCUGCUGGCACAUUUCUGAACAUUAAUUCUGCUUCGGAAAAAAAAAGCCAUGGAUUUCUGAAAUUAGAUUUAACAUUAAGGGAAAAUACAGCUUUACUUAGAAAAAAAAACAAUAUUGGUUCGACUUUUGACAAAAAAAAAAAAAAAAAAAAAGCGCACACACACAAUAUAUAUAUAUAUAUAACUAGUAAGAGUGACAUUGCCUGCUAAUUCAGCAACUCUGGAUUUUCCUUUUUUCUGCAAAUUACGUUUAAAUGCUGCGAUGGAAUAUGUAACGCUGUGACAUUAAAAAUCCAUAUUAUCGACGAUUUCUUUAAUAGGAAAUAUUUACUGCAGCCACCCGUUUCAAGAGAGACUAACAUUUUAGACACUACUGUUCCCCUACUACCCUGGGCGUUUGUGAACUGACAGGAUUUUCUUUGUUCACAUGGCAUUGAGUCACACUUUGAUUCGUUUUGGCCUUAUUACCAAGAAAAAAGGAUAAGCCCUAGCAGUACUCUUUCUUGUACCCUUUAAACUGAGCAAUCAAGUUCACCUCUGGUUACGUGCAGUGGGACAGAAAGGAGGAGGAGGAGGUGGAGAGAGCGAGAGACUGCAAUAUCAUUUGUGAAUCGUUCAGAGUGCUGCAGAUACAGAUUGCUAACACAUGCAGUGCAAAUGCAGGUGAAGACUCGCAGACUCAGCAUGCUGGACUUGGAACGGCUUAAUUCUUGGAUCUUAACUACAAGUCUUCAGCAUUUUUUUGGAAUUACAGUUAUCCAGCAUUUACUUAAACAGCUCAGUUGGUUUGUUAUAUGCAGCAGCUAGUACAAUUUUAGAGAAGCUUUUUUGCAUUGUAAGGCACUGGAUGAAAAUACAUCUGAUCACUUGGAUCAGAGGAAGGACACGUUACACACUGCCCAUAUUCUGCUACAAGGUAAGAAGACGAAGUGUUUUGCAAAGUAUCAUUAGUUUGGAAUUAAUACGAUUUGGUUCUGCAAGAGGGAACUGCAAAUUAAGUAUAGACUGCCAUACGAGACUGGGAUAUAAAACAGAAGAAGCGUUUGGAGGUGCAGUAGUUUUUUUGUGUUUGUAUGCAUAUACAAACAAACCAGAGGACUUGGAUGAAUUGGUUAGUGAAUGAACAGAGCAUGCUUUGCUUGUGAAUUUUUUUACACGCCGGCUCAAGUGAAAAAAAUAAAUAUCCUAGCAGCUCCAAGAACAUAGAGUGCUAAUUGUAAGGUUGUUAAAAAAAAGUACGUUAUACAACGUUAACAAAAAAAAAAAAAAACGGAGGUUUAUUGAGAUGCCACUGUUUUUUAUAAAGUGUAAAUUAUAUGAAACGCUGUAAGAAGACGCACGCGUUUAAAGUCGCAUGCAUUCUAAGCCCAGUUUUUGAGAAGAGACUAAAUAAUUUUAAGUACCAGUACAGGUAUCAAUAUGAUUUUUUUUUAACAGCAUUUAUUGUCAGUAAAAAAAAAUAAAGAAAAAACACACAACAACACCAAUCAAGACUGCAGCUACGAACAAAAUAAUUGUAUAAAACCAUGAGGACUAUUGGUGCAGUGGACUGUUUGUGCUACGGGGUGCUCAUCCUGCAGCUUUUGCUGACCCAGGCAGCAGCUAAGCAAGUGCUGCGAUAUCGGUUGGCAGAGGAAGGACCUUCUGAUGUUCGGAUAGGAAACGUAGCCUCAGACCUAGGAAUCGUAGCUGGUUCUGGCGAGGUCACUUUCACACUUGAAUCGGGAUCUGAUUAUUUUAAAAUUGACAACAUCACCGGGGAGCUGAGCACUAAUGAGCGAAGGAUCGACAGAGAGAAAUUAGCACAGUGCCAAAUGAUAUUUGAUGAAAAUGAGUGCUUCGUAGAUUUCGAAGUGUCUGUAAUAGGUCCGUCUCAAAGCUGGGUUGAUCUGUUUGAGGGAAAGGUGAUCAUUUUAGACAUAAAUGACAACACUCCGACUUUCCCAUCCCCUGUACUGACUUUGUCUGUGGAAGAGAACAGACCUAUAGGGACACUGUAUUUGCUGCCCACAGCUACUGAUAGAGAUUUUGGCAGGAAUGGGAUAGAGAGGUACGAGCUUAUACAGGAUACUGGGGAUUCAGGUAGACGAGCUUCUGGGGGUCGUACAGAUAACGGGGAUAGCUAUGCAGGCAAAAGACGGCUUGAUGCUGAUGGGGCAGGGAGAAGCAAUGUUUUUGAACUUCAAGUUGCUGACACUACUGAUGGAGAAAAGCAACCGCAACUGAUAAUUAAAGGCGCACUGGAUAGAGAGCAGAUGGACUCCUAUGAGCUAACGCUGCGUGUCAGAGACGGUGGUGAACCCUCUAGAUCCUCACAAUCUAUCCUCCGAGUUUUGAUCUCCGAUGUGAAUGACAAUAGCCCCCGUUUUGAGAAAAGCAUCUAUGAAGCUGACUUGGCAGAAAAUAGUUCACCUGGGACCCCCAUACUACAGCUAAAAGCCACAGACGCAGACGUUGGGGUAAAUGGGCAAAUAGAGUAUGUAUUUGGGGCAGCAACUGAGUCAGUACGCAGACUGCUUCGAUUGGAUGAAAAUUCAGGCUGGUUAAGUGUUUUACAUCGCAUAGAUCGAGAAGAGGUGAGCCAGCUGCGCUUCACAGUAAUGGCAAGGGACAGGGGACAGCCCCCCAAAAAUGACAAAGCAACAGUUGUCUUAAACAUCAAAGAUGAAAAUGAUAACGUGCCAGUAAUAGACAUCAGGAAAAUUGGUCGAAUACCUUUAAAAGAUGGGAUAGCUAAUGUAGCAGAAGAUGUGGUAGUAGAUACCCCUAUAGCUUUAGUACAAGUGUCAGAUAGGGAUCAGGGGGAAAAUGGGGUCGUUACGUGCACAGUGGUUGGGGAUGUCCCAUUCCAGCUUAAACCUGCAAGUGAAAUAGAAGGAGAACAGAAUAAAAAAAAAUAUUUCUUGCACACUUCUGCCCCAUUGGACUAUGAAGCUACACAGGAGUACAGUGUUGUUAUUGUAGCAGUGGACUCUGGAAGUCCUAGUUUAUCCAGCAAUAAUUCAUUGACUGUAAAGGUUGCAGACACCAAUGAUAACCCACCAAUAUUUAGUCAAAAUGUGGUGGAGGUGGCAUUUGCUGAAAACAAUGCACCAGGAGAAAGAGUGGUUACUGUGGUUGCAAUAGAUGCAGAUAGUGGUAAAAAUGCUGAGGUUGCUUAUUCUCUCGACUCCUCUGUAUCUGGGAUAUUUUCUGUCGACCCAGAUUCAGGUGACAUCACAGUUAAUACUAUUUUGGAUCGAGAAGAGACUGAGAUAUAUCAAUUUAAAGUGAUUGCCAAAGACAAGGGCAUUCCUACGCUCCAGGGAUCUGCUACUGUCGUGGUCCAGGUAGCAGACAAAAAUGACAAUGAGCCCAGGUUUAUGCAGGAUGUUUUCACCUUUUAUGUGAAGGAGAAUCUACCACCUAACAGCCCCGUUGGGAUGGUUACAGUCAUGGAUGCUGACAAAGAUCACAAUGCAGAAAUGAGCCUGUUCAUUGAAGAGGAGGAUGAUAUUUUUUCCAUUGAAAAUAGUACUGGAACAAUUUAUUCCACCAUGUCAUUUGACAGGGAGCAAAAGACCACCUACACUUUUAGAGUCAAGGCAGUUGAUGGUGGAGAUCCAUCAAGGUCUGCUACAUCCACAGUAUCUUUGUUUGUGAUGGAUGAAAAUGACAAUCCACCUACUCUUACCUUCCCCAGUAAUAAUUCAUACACCCUCCUGCCACCAUCGAGCAGCGUGAGAACGAUUGUUGCUACAGUAUUGGCAACUGAUAGGGAUACAGGAAUUAAUGCUAAUUUAAACUAUAACCUGAUCGGAGGGAACCCAUUUAAACUGUUUGAGAUCGACACAGCUAGUGGUGUCAUUUCCUUGGUAGGGAAAUUAGCUAAAAAGCACUAUGGUCUGCAUCGACUGGUUGUACAAGUGAAUGACAGUGGCCUGCCUUCCCAAUCCACAAUAUCCCUUGUCCAUGUGUAUGUUAAUGAGAGUGUGUCCAAUGCCACAAUUGUGGAAGCCCAAAUCUCAAAGAGCCUGCACACAUCUUUGACACAAGACAUUGCAGGGGAUCCCAGCUAUGACUUUGGGAAACAAAGACUUAGCAUCGUAAUUGGUGUGGUAGCUGGCAUUAUGACUGUAAUUCUUAUUAUACUGGUUGUGGUCAUGGCACGAUAUUGUAGACCAAAGAAUAAAAACGGAUAUGAAGCUGGUAAGAAAGACCAUGAAGAUUUCUUUACCCCACAGCCGCAUGAUAAGAAUAAAAAGCCUAAAAAGGACAAAAAGAACAAAAAGUCAAAGCAAGCUCUGUACAGCAGUAUUGUAACCGUUGAAGCUUCAAAGCCUAAUGGACAGCGAUAUGACAGUGUCAAUGAGAAACUGUCAGACAGCCCAGGCAUGGGGCACUAUCGAUCUGUGAAUGGAGGCCCUGGGAGUCCUGACCUGGCAAGACAUUACAAAUCAAGCUCACCUCUGCCUACAGUGCAACUUCACCCACAGUCACCAACUGCUGGGAAAAAGCACCAGGCUGUGCAGGAGCUGCCCCCUGCCAACACUUUUGUCGGAACAGGAGAUACCAUUUCCAUUGGAUCUGACCACUGUUCAGAGUACAGCUGUCAAACCAACAACAAGUACAACAAGCAGCCAUUUCGCAGAGUGACGUUUUCUGUGGUGAGCCAGCCUCAGGACCCACACCAGGGAUCAUUGCAGAGUUGCUAUGAUAGUGGAUUGGAAGAAUCAGAGACGCCCAGCAGUAAGAGCUCGUCAGGUCCCAGACUGGGUGCCCUACCCCUCCCAGAGGACAACUAUGAGAGGACUACGCCGGAUGGCAGUGUUGGUGAGGCAGAGCAUAUGGAGAAUGAUCCAAGGCCAUUGCCAGAUGUAGCCAUGACAGGGAAGUGCACCAGGGAAUGCAAUGAAUUCGGUCACUCAGAUUCCUGCUGGAUGCCUGUCCGAACUUCGCCUGAAAGAAAACAGAAGAAUCAACCAAAGCUCUCAACAUUUAUGCCCACAACCGAAGAAGGCAGCCAGGAACAACUCGCCAACGGAGACCCCCAUCUCAUGGGUGAUCGCAACAGAAACCUCCUGAGCAAAAAGAUGCCAUCAUCUUAUGAGACCUUCAGUACAGCCAGUUUCGGCAAAAAUGAGGAUGCCAGCCCAGAGGACAUACCACUUACACAAACAGGAGUGUACAAGCCCUCUCCUGUUAAUACACUUACCAGAAGGGAAGUGUACCUGUAAGAUGAUAUAUUUGCACCUGCAAUGAAAAAAUAAGCAUAACUUUUCAAAUAAAAACAACAUGAAAGGGGAGCUACUAAUGAGAUAAAAAAAAAAAAAACUGCCACUACUGCAGACAAGGCAAGCUCUGAAAUACUUGCUGCCUGAUUGUAGUGUACAUUGUAGAAUUCAUUUUCGUAACUUGCAUGCCUAAUCUCCCUCACAGAUUUUAUUGUAAAUUGACGGUUGGAAAUCAGUUUAACAGAAAUUUAGUCUGAUUGAGAGGUACGCAGUGCAACAUUGAUAGCAACAGGAGCCAACUAGGGGUUGUUAAUAUGUCGUCAAACCUGAUCAAGAUGACAGGUCAAUUAAAUCUAAUCAGAAUUUGUCAUCUGAAUAUCAACAGCCCAUGAUGAGAAUGACACUUCAAAACAACAAAAAAUAAGAAAAAAGCAUGACAUCUUCAUAAAUAUGUAUCACAUCACGUAUGAACUUCAGGAAGACACAACUUUCACCAUGUGCCCCAAGGCUUAAGACAGUGCCACAAAGAGUGUUACCCUAUGUCAUGUACAAUUAAAUUAUACUACAUGGGUAUUAGUCUCUAUGAAAUCCAUGAGGUUAACUAAUACUACUUGAUAAGAGUCAGAUGGCACUGCUGCUAUGUAAGCAAAUCUUACUUGGACAAGUGUUUAUAUAUAUAUAUAUAUAUAUAUAUAUAUAUAUAUAUAUAUAUAUAUAUAUAUAUAUAAAUCUCAGUACAUCAUUAAUGUAAAAAUCAAGUCUUUGGAUUUAAAGUAGAUUUUAUAAAACCGGGAACUGAACUCUGAACAAGAAGAUGCAAGUUUAUAAGCCAUGAAUAAUCAGAAUUUGUUAAUUAUUGCUCGAAACAUCGAAAUAUGUGUAAACCUGGUUGUACAUAUCAGCUGACUGUCCAAGCUUAAAUGACACUUCAAACUGGAGGCCUUAGGGAAGCUGAUUUUACUCCUUCUGGCAUCAAAAAAGCAAACGUGAUGUUUCAUCAAAAUAGGACAACAAAGAAAUGUACAAUAGUGUGCCAUUUUACAGGCUGCAUGGACAUUUACAUAGAAGAUGGAUGGACUGCUGUAAUGUGAACACUCGUUCUGAGCACAUUCACAAGAUAUCAAUUUAUACUUAAUCUUUAGAUUGUAUUUUGCCCCAUAUGAUGGGAUUCAGUUUGCAGACUUGGAAUUUUCAUCCUUAAAGCAUGUGGAAGUACCUAAGCGCUGGGAUACAGCAAGCGGUGUUGUUGGCUUAAGCCCUGCAUUAACGUCUUAUCUAGGCUAUAGUGAAAGAAAAAAAAAACAUUAAGAAUAAUGCCACAGCUCUGGGCUGUUGCACUUUUGACAGCCUACACAUAUAAAAACAAGGAUGUACUACAUCUCACUGGAAGAAAAUAAUCAAAAUCUCUGCUGUGACUCAUAAACGAAGAAAGGGGGCAGAGAACAUGAUGUUUUAUAAUGAAAAUAAUGGGAGCCCCAACAAAUGGAAACCAUAGGCAAACCAAAGCUUUGGAAACAACAAACAGGCAUGAAGGCAUAACCUGAUAUUUCUCUGAUAACUUUUAGACAAACAAAAAAAUAGCUUUUGGUAGUUUGUUGCUUUAAAUACAUGCAUAUAUGUAAAUGUAUAGGUUGACUGGUCAGUAAAAUCCAAACUUCUUGCAACUUCUGUUUCAUUUCAAUAACUACGAACAAGUAGCACUGUUUUGUGCCCUUUUCUCUGUUGCAUAGACCUUGUUACAUUAACACUUCCUGUAAUUUCAGUAUAAAAAUAGUUAUGGUUUAAGGGAAAAAGCUCUGAAGAGAUAUGAGUAAAAAAGGAAAUCUCAAAUGAAAUAAUAAUUGAACUUUCUGUAUGUGAUUAUCUAAUUUAUAAAAAGCUAAUCCUUUGUUGCUGAACUGCUUAAUGUAGUACAGCAUUCUAUAGUCUAAGUACUUAUUGUUAAGAAAAGUGCUUCUAAAUCGCUUAGAAACUGUAAACAUAAAUAUGUAUUUUUAUUGCACGUUUAAAGAGAAUUUACUUCACGUAUUGCAAAGGAAUAAACAUGAAGUCCAUCCUGUUGCUUGCUUUUGUUAUAUCUUCAACAAGCAUUAGUCAUGUAGUCUGUUUUAGGGUACCAGUUUGAAUGUUAUGUUAUAUCAUCACACUACACAAGCACAUGUUAAAAAGGACAGAACCACUUGGAUGCAGCAUUCUUUCUUUGACGCUAAAUGGCUAUUAAGAUAUAAUAAUAAUUGUAGCGAGAGUUAUGUUACUUGUGAUGGUCUGGCUUUCCUCAUACAGUACACACAUUGAAAAAGUUGCAACUUUGAACUGGCAUGGCUUAGACUAAUGUUUUAUGUUUAUUUUUUAGUUUAGUUUUAUCAAUGCCAUUUUGUAUAAUUAGAGUGCUUCUGUAAAAAUAGAGUGAAUGCAAAAUAUGCAAAUUGUGCCUUUUUAUACCUAAUGGUAUGAUUCAGUGUUGGUGGGGAUUGGAAACAAAGAGUAAUGGGCUGCUUCAUAUUAUGUUUUGGACCUGUAUUUAACUGUAUUACACAGACUAGAUCAUUUAGGAUACAUUGUAAGUUGUCUUCUGGCAAAUCAGAUCAAAGAUCAGUCAAAAUUAUUUUGCAUUAGGAAACAAUGUAUGGAUAGUGUACUGUAUGGUUAAAUUAGGUUUGACAUGGUUGAUUAGGGAAAAAAAUACUUUUUUUAUCAUUAUUUCUAUGACUGUUAUGCAAUUCAUUCAGUGUUUUUAAAUACCAGUAUAUUUUUUUCUUACAAAACUUAUUUACAUUGAACAUUGUACACUAUAAUGUAGUUAUGUUAACAUAGCAGUCUAGUUUAAUCAGUGUUAUGCAACCAACACAUACCCAUUAUGUGGUGUUGUAAAACACAAAAAAAUACUUUUGACUGUUCAGUUAUGUGAAGUCCAGAAAUGACUGACGUUACUGUUGGAGAUUGGUGUAAGGUCAUGAAAGGUGCUGGCUGGAGGAUUACCCCCGGAAGUUUGAGAUGCAAAGCAAGUCAGAUUUCUUAUUGGCAUUCUUUCAAUUUUAAUUACAAUAGCAAAAAAAGAAAAAGAGAAUAAGAAAGCUGGUCAGACUGUGUGUGGUCAGAGGUCUGAAAAUAAUAUCAUUCAAAUCUCAUAUUUUUAUUGGUCUUGAGACAGAAUGUGGCUUCAUUAUAAUUAGUUUUGUGAUUUAGGUCAGACCCUAGUCGACUAUUGUCGACAAAAUCCCACAGUGUUUCACUGUUGCAAGUCUUAGCUUUAGACUUGGACUGAGGACAUGCACUAACAUACUAAUUACUCUCACUCCUGUAGAGGGCAGUCUUUCAAGAAUGUUACCAAAAGGAGGCAGGGAAAGCCUAGUAAUUAACUGUAAUAUGCUUGACUUGGUUUGAAAAAUACAUGGCUUAAGUUAGCUUAACGAUUCUGCCUCUCAUGAGCAAUACAUUCAUCUGUAGAUUAAUGAGUUUAAGAUUGAUUAUGGUCAGUACCGAACUGAAAUAAUAGUUUUGGUGUGAAAGCAAAUAAAGGCUAUAUAAAACCAGAAUACAUGGUGCAGUAAGUAAUAGGGGGAAUGCAGAAACACACAGAUGAUUGUCCACAAAAUAUCAAAGUUUUAGUAAAGUGAGAAAGAUAGCUGUUGUCAUUGAAAGUUCUUUAGAAUUUGAGAGAAUAGGCAUUAUAUAUUGAGAAUUAAAUUCUCAGAGGAAGUAGUUAUUUCCUUCCUGGGGUACAUUUUCAGCCAGCCUCUCCUAAGAUUUAAAGCACUUGCAUUCAGUGUGAUGAGAUCUGUUUGUAAUAUUAAUCAUAAACUAUUGUUCUGCGACAUGGAUGUUGAUAUUGAAGCAAGGAACAAUGUAAUAUUGUUUUAUUAUGAGUCACUAUGCACGCAGCUAUGCUGAACAUGGCAAAAUGUAUUGAACGCAAGUCCACUUAUUUAUGAAAUAUUUUACAUAAUUUAAUUUGCUUUUGUACAGUUUCCUGUAAAUAAAUUGCUUGUCAUUUUUGUCCCUGCAAAUUAAAAUAAUAACAUGUUAAAA
Acipenser ruthenus (sterlet) is the source of this 9701-nucleotide messenger RNA. RefSeq names its product protocadherin 7b (gene pcdh7b). The record is from RefSeq and is a predicted model, not a curated record. Gene Ontology annotation, biological process: homophilic cell-cell adhesion. Bases 1986 to 5675 code for a protein of 1229 amino acids. The transcript is spliced from 3 exons. NCBI's taxonomy places the organism in Eukaryota, Metazoa, Chordata, Actinopteri, Acipenseriformes, Acipenseridae. Gene Ontology annotation, molecular function: calcium ion binding. Gene Ontology annotation, cellular component: plasma membrane.